AUGAUCCCUAUCAGGGACAAGGUGAUGAAAGGCAGCCGAGAUAUCCGAUGGGCUCCCGCCCAGCUGAAAAGCAUGAGGGAAAGGUUCCUAGUGCAACUCCCAGCUAGAGACCUGCCGCAGUUACACAACCACGGUGUGCACAGAAGUUCCUCACUGGACCCAUCGGGCACCCCCGGAUAUGCACAAAUGCACACUUUCCCAGGCUGCUCAAACGCCUGGUGCACAUGCCAUGCCCACUGUUACUCCUCUCGGGUAACCUGCGAGGACCUGGAAAGCGACAGUCCCUUGGCCCCGGGACCCUUUUCCAAGCUCCUGCAGCCGGACGUGUCACACCAUUACGAAUCGUGGUUCCGGCCGACACGCCCAGGCACCGAGGAGGGCUCGUGGUGGGACCUUCAUCCGGGUACCAGCUGGAUGGACCUCCCCCACACUCAGGGCGCGCUGACCUCACCUGGCCACCCCGGGGCGCUUCAGGCUGGCUUGGGGGGCUACGUCGGAGACCACCAGCUUUGUGCCCAGCCGCCCCACCCACACCCGCACCCGCACCACCUCCUCCCAGCCGCCGGAGGGCAGCACCUCCUCGGGCCUCCCGACGGGGCGAAGGCCUUGGAAGCAGCCGCCCCGGAAUCCCAGGGGCUGGAUACCAGUCUGGAUGGGGCGGCCCGGCCCAAAGGCUCCCGGCGGUCAGCGCCCCGCAGCUCAGGCCAGACCGUGUGCCGCUGCCCCAACUGCCUGGAGGCGGAGCGACUGGGGGCUCCGUGCGGGCCCGAUGGGGGCAAGAAGAAGCAUUUGCACAAUUGCCACAUCCCGGGCUGUGGGAAAGCCUACGCCAAGACAUCGCACCUGAAGGCACACUUGCGCUGGCACAGCGGCGACCGCCCCUUCGUGUGCAACUGGCUCUUCUGCGGCAAGCGCUUCACGCGCUCCGACGAGCUGCAGCGCCGCCUCCAGACCCACACCGGCACCAAGAAGUUCCCCUGCGCAGUCUGCAGCCGAGUCUUCAUGCGCAGCGACCACCUGGCCAAACACAUGAAAACCCACGAGGGCGCCAAAGAGGAGGCUGCCGGGGCGGCGGCGGGAGAGGGCAAGGCCGGCGGAGCGGAGCCCCCCGGGGGCAAAGGCAAGCGCGAGGCCGAGGGCAGCGCGGCUCCCUGCAACUGA
Molecule: messenger RNA, 1161 nt
Organism: Eubalaena glacialis (North Atlantic right whale)
Lineage: Eukaryota; Metazoa; Chordata; Mammalia; Artiodactyla; Balaenidae
Product: transcription factor Sp6-like
Exons: 2
Coding region: 1-1161 (386 amino acids)
Biological process (GO): regulation of transcription by RNA polymerase II
Molecular function (GO): RNA polymerase II cis-regulatory region sequence-specific DNA binding; DNA-binding transcription factor activity, RNA polymerase II-specific
Source: RefSeq, a predicted model, not a curated record